Molecule: messenger RNA, 11764 nt
Organism: Macrobrachium nipponense
Lineage: Eukaryota; Metazoa; Arthropoda; Malacostraca; Decapoda; Palaemonidae
Exons: 6
Coding region: 476-1147 (223 amino acids)
Molecular function (GO): kinase activity
Source: RefSeq, a predicted model, not a curated record
ACUCUUUAUUCUAAUGCAGAACAGUAGGUCGAUUGAUAAAAGUAAGCAAAAAAGAAGUAAAUGAAUCUACCUAGUUGCAUUUGCCGUAUCAGCACAAUUAGAAAUAGUGUCAUACAGAUACUAUUAGUUUUAAAAGAACUGGUGUUACUUUGUUCACUGUACUGUAUGUGUGGUGAGUAUUAUAGUGGUUCAGCAAUCAGCACAUAGUGAGAGGCAUUUUUACUAUUUCUUAAUUAACAGCAAUAACGGUAAAUUACCGGUACUGAGAUUUUUACCAGUAAUGUACCAUGAAGCCUGUAACCGGAAAAACCGGUACUUGUACCGGUACUUGCCCAUCCCUAUAAUGUAGAUCAUUGUUCACCUGGGCCUUAUUGUUUAAGUCGAGUUAAGUAGAAGUGCUACAUAAUAAGACAUUUUCUCUUCACAUACCUAUCACACGCAUCUGAAAGCACCAGUUAAGAAAUUUGAAGCAGAAAUGGCAGUUGCUCCCUUAGUCAUCUUAGAUGGAAAUAUGUCACUGGAAACCAUCAGCUACGUUCUGGAUCACUGUGCUUCUUGCAGAGUUCCAGUGUGGUACGAACCAACAGACAUACAGAAAGCAACGAAGCCUUGGCUGACGGGACGAGGACAUUCCGUUUCGUUCUCGUCACCGAACCUCAACGAAUUACGCGCCCUUUGCUCGCAUCUUGACUUAGGUGAAAUUGCACUGAUUCCAGAGGACAAAGAUGAAAUGCUGGAACAUCUUCCGAAUAUUCUGAAAAUUACUGCUCCUCUUCUAGAACACAUGGAAGGACUAAUGAUUACAAUGGGGAAAUUUGGUUUUAUGAUAAUAAGAAAAUCCACUGCUGAAGGAAUAAAUGAGCCGCUGCUGCUUGCAAAUGAUGACAAAAAGAAGUCUGAAGUCUUUGGAUUGUAUUUUUCAGGAGAACAGAAUUUGAGUGUGGCAUCAGUGUCUGGUGCAGGAGAUUGCCUUGCAGCUGGGUUCAUUUGUGGAAUGUUGCAUGGAAAAUCUGUGAGCGAGUGCAGUGCUUUAGGGCAUAGUGCAGCUACUUCAUCUCUAAAAUCUGCUCCAGCUGUUCCAAACACACUAAGUUUUGAAUAUCUUCCUUGGGGAAGUAAAAGGCCAUUCAUGAAAAUAAGUUGUUAAAAUCAGUUUCUUCACAAUGGUGUUUAUGCUGCUGAAUUAAUUUUGCCAGUGUUGUUGGGAGAAAUUUAUAUCAUAAUGUUUUAACAUUCACCUUGUAGUCCUACUUCAACCGAAUUAUUUGCUCAUUUAAUAAUACUGAAUAUGAACAUUAAUUACAAAUACAUAGUGAUAUUACACACAGUUACUAAUUACAGGCAACCAGCCCGAGAAGAGUCGUUGUUAAGCUCAUAGGUCUGAUAAACUAAUCCUUUAUAAUAAUAAUAACUAAUUACAGGCAGCCCCCGGUUACCAGCGGGUUCCGUUCCUGGGGCUUGAUGGUAACCGAAAAUAGUCUGUAACCGAAAUUCAAAAGUCUACGGGCGCCACAAUCCACCUUACGGUGACCUAGACUGGUUAACAAUGCCUUAGAGAGUGUCUUGGCCAAACAGUUUGCCCUAAUAUGUAAUAACUCUUUAAUGAAAAUGUGGAAUUUCAUUUGCCUAAUCAUUAACUAUGGUCUGCAUGAUACUUCUGUAAAUUUUUAAUGGCAGAUUUGAUGAACUUACUGGCAAAUCUUUGACUACAAUGAGAGAGAAAAAAAAUCACCUUUUAAAGAAUACUAACUUUUCUCCGUCUCUAUUUAUCAUAUCUUUUAGUUAAUUAAGUUUAAAAAGCAAAAGAGAAUGAUAAAAGUAUUGUAGUAACAUUAUAUUCGUUGCUUAAAUGCUACAGCCAUAAAUAACUGAAUGAAAACAGUUGUUUUCCUACAACAACUGAACCGAAUUUGAUAAUGUUUUGCUUGCAUUUCAGCCAUCGUAUGAUAGUAAAUAAUUACCGUAGUUUUGUUGCAAAUGACAUUAUGUAGAAUAGGACUGAUAUAUUUUUACAUUAUAUACAUUUAUUUGCUAUGGUAAAAAUAACGGUACGGAAAUAUAGUACUGCUAAAUUUAAGCUGCAUUUGUAGCAGAAGCUAAUAAAACCAUAUUCACACUGCUAAUGACUAUAAAUUAUCUUAGCUCAGUAACAUGGAUGAAACUCGACUGUAAAUAAUAGUGGAGAAAAAAGUAUUUUAAUAAAAAAGGCUGGGCAUGAAAGAACAGAUUUUACUGUUGUUUUCACACCAAUAAAAGAUAAAUACACAAAUCUCGUAUCCUGAUGAAAUAGGGUAAAAAUAGCGAAAGGAAUCUUCAUUAAAAAAAGAAAAAAACACUCCCAGAGCCUUCUAUUAACGAAAAUAAAUAACGAAAUGUAGUUCACAAGAUGAUGUUUUUUAAAGUUAUAUUUUGACUUUAAAACACUUCAUAUAAUGAAACGUAACCUUGUCGUAUAUUAAUAGUUUCUAAAGAUUAAUUUAUGCUAAAUAUAAGCAAGAAAACCACUCUAUUGUGUUAAAUGCAGCGAAAUAAACUAUUUUAUUUAAGUCAUAUUUAGAAUUUAUUUAAGUCAUAUUUCGAAUUUAAAACACUUCAUAUAACGAAACAUAACUUUGUUCCAUUUAAAUAGAGUUUACUUUACAUUAAAUAGAAGCAAGAAAAUCGCUCUGAAUAGAGUUAAAUGUGGCAAAAUAAGCAUACCUCCAUCAGGUGAUUUUCCAAACCAUAACAUUAUCAGUUUGUUUGUAUUUAUAAUGCAACAGUAAUAUAUGACUACAUACAAUAUUACUAUUGGAUACAGCAAAGUAAAGGCUAACUUUUUAAAAGUCAAGGAAAAGAUGCACAAUCUUUGUUUGUAUUUUGCGGCACUCUCAGCACUUAGGCUAAGCCACCAAUAACCAGACAACGGUGCUAUAAACCGAAAUGCCAGUAGUAAGUCGUGGAUGCCUGUAUUAUAAUGAACUAUGCUAACAGAAUGGAAUGUAGUCUCAUUUCUUUUUAGGCCAUUCUUAUGGUCUGAGCUAAGCAUGUUAAUAUAAUUGCCAGCCUUCAUUUAAUGCAUUAACAGGACUUUCCAUUAUCAUUUACUUGCAAUGAUUUUAUCAAGCUACUUUCUAUUAACCUCUCCUUGUAAAUUUCAAGCUUGUAUUCUCUAUGCUUGUGCUAACAACAUUUGAUUUCCAAUUAACAGGAUAAUAACAGGACAAUAGCCAGACUGUCAGUAACCAUCAAAAUGUUAUGGAGGGAUGAAUUUUCUCUUGAUUUAGUAGUGCAGGCAGUCCCCAGUUAUCGGCAAUCUGGUUUUAUGGCACUUGGCUAGCGACAACGAUGACUGGAUUUUUGGCGGCAAUAUGCACCGAUCUCUGCUUUUUGAUGCUGAUCCCCACUUAGCAGUGAUGCCAAUGAGUGCUGUUAUUGUCAAUUUUCGGUUAUCAUUACACCAUUGGGAAUGGAACACCGCUCCCCCAAAAUAACUAGGGACUUCCUGUACUGAGACUUUUAUUUAGAAAUUAUGGUGAUAGCAGCAAUCCUGAAAUGACAAAUUCAUUAAAUAUUUUAUAAUUUUUCAUAACUAACAAACCUGCAGUCUUAACAUUAGGAUAAAUCUUCUAGUGCCAGCUGGAAACCAGUAAAAAUUUCAAUAGAAAUGUAUAUGCAAGGAACUGGUGGCAUCUGUCCUCUGUCACAAGUUGGGGGGGAACAGCCACCGACCUAAGUUGUGGGCCUCCUGGCCCCUCGGUUAUUCUUCCAACCCAGGUUAAACUGUUAGAGGGGUGGUUAGAGGUAGGCCUUAAAUGUUAAGACCACAGGUUUGUUACUUAUGAAAAAUACAAAUUAUUUUUAAAAUUUAUUAUUUGUUCUUACACGGAAGAAACCUGGGGUCUUAACAUUAAGAUAAACUUACCUCUUGGUGGGAGGUACGGAACAAACCUGGGGUCUUAACAUUUAAGAUAGAUUUACCUCUUGGUGGGAGGUAAGUAGUAUCAUUAACAAACUGGAGAUUUGCCACACCAGGUCAUUUAUUCUUAUUUAAGAGAAAUCUAAGAAAGAAGACCUACACCUCUGAACCUUGGAUAAUGUGUAGAUCCUAUUUUCAGACUUGGGUUUUCAUACAAUGCCAUAGUUCAUUGCGUAAACGGAAGAUGAAAAGCUAUCUGUCCAAAUAACAAACCAAUGUAGCAAAUUAUGUAGGUUUGUUAUCAUCACUAUCUUUCCUUGCUGAAGAAGGAAUGUUUUGCUACUGAAUGGUAACUUCAUUCACUAAUCCCUUGUGGAUGAGUAGCUUACAUAUAUGUUCAAGAUUUGUCGCCACACAGUUUGAAUGAAUUUUGGGGGAAAAUGUUCCUAAUACCAUUCAUCACUAUUGGCAACUCUUCAGAUUGCCUUAUAUGAGUUGGAGUGAACUGAAAGACAUUCAGUCUUGCUAAAUUUAGGUGGAUAAGGAGAAUGCUGUCACAACCUUCCAUCCAAGGACAAGUCAUAAAUAUUUUACAAUAAAUAUAUACUCAGAAUUUGUUCCUGGUUUUAAUUCUUAUCUGUUAUGAUACUUUCUGAGCUGUAAUUUUAAUUUGACCAAAUAAAAUCAAAUAAAGAUUAGAAAGAACACAUAACUGUAAAAUUAGCAUCAUUUUACAACUUUCUUAGGGGGAAAGAGGCCCUCAAGGGUAGGAAAUAUUUACUUUCAACUUCCCAUGGAAGGUACAGAAAUUUUUUAACAUUUUUUUUAUCUUCCUCUUUCCACUGAUGAGUUUCUUUUUGAGUUUUUCCUUUAAAUUUAGCCCCAUCAUGGGUGUAAUGCAUUAGCGUAUAUUACCCCGGACUGUGAGGGUUAAGGAUUACUCUAACAGCAUGGCCACUGCAGUCACCCUGUAUCACCUGUAUCAUGCCCAUUCCAGUUCAUGAUGGAUAAAUCUUCAUACUGCCCAUAGGUAAACAAGACAAAGAAGAUAAGAAAAGACCCCUGUCAUCUCAUUUAUUUCCCUUUCACACUAUCAUCUUAGGCUUAAUACAACCUGUCCCGCCAGGGGCACUGGACAAGCAGCCACCACAGAACCCAAGGAAAAAGUGUCCAAGGACUUAUGGGCAAUAUUAUUCAGUAAGAAGGAAGUGAAUGUGGUUUGGUGACGCCAUAGACCAGUAUUCAGUAUUCUAAGACCAGGUAAAUUUUUCCUGAAUGCUGAAAAGGAACUCGGCUCUAUGAAAUCAUGUGCUUUUGCAUGCCUGAUAAUGGCUGAAGCAACUGAUAAUGACGAAUAAGCAUUCCUGAUCGUUUCUCGUAUCCAGAACGAGAUUGUAUUCUUGAAUUUCUUUCUUGACCCAGCCUUAGCCAACAAAAAGUUUUAUACAUCUUGGUCCGAGAUGUUGAGUUCUUUUUAGUAACCACACAGUAUUCUGACAGGUCAUAGCAACAUUUCAUUGGGGUCAUCGUGAACAGUCUCCCACAGAAGGUAUAGAAAAGGAGACGAAGCUAUCAUCAACUCCCAGUAGGUUUGACAUCAUACGACAGGGCUGGUCCAUACAAGUCUCAAAUCCCACUAGGGGAACAAGACUGCUCAAAGCUCUUAAUCAGCAUAGAUAUCUCCCAAGAUGUAGUUAUUUCUACAUCCUUCAUACAUACAACUAAAGCUAAAGCAGCCCUGCAGCUCUUUGUAGUUGAAACAGAAAAUCGUUUUUCUGUUCUGAGGAAAACCAAGAAAUCAGCUAGAGGAGAGGUACCCCACCUAUAACACUAAUCACAGUAGAUAGACCACUUUUCCUGGUACACAGAUGUGGAGGACUUUCUGAGAUAAUGCUGUUCUUUGAGAAAAGCCUCUUGUUUGCAGGAGAUACUUGGUAGUCUCCAUCUGUGAAGAGAUAGAGGGACUUUAUCGACUGAUGAUACCUCUCCGCAUGAAGUUGACAAAGUAGAUUGUGCCAGGGAGGUUUCUCUCAUGGUACCUCUCAAAGCAGUGACAGCAGACCCGGAAAUCAUUCUGCUUGGGACCAUAAAUGAGCUAUCAGAGUCAUCUUGAGAUUGUGGAACCCCAUCACUGUUCAGGACAUGGCGAAUCAGGCAAAGUGGAGAAACCCCAUGCACAUCCAGGUUGUCCCAUGGAUGUUGCAGAGCAUCCUCUGCUGUUCAAACAUGUCUGAUACUACUCUAGUUUCCUGUUAGGACUACUGAACAGCAGACUUCUAGCUUCCUGCUGAAUUUUGUAGCAAGGAGGUUAUCUUUGGUCUCCCCAUAGACAAAACAGCCUGUCUGCAAUCUACUGGUGCAGAGACCACUCUGUUCCCAGGAUCUGGUUUUUCCUGCUUAGCUUGUCGGCCAUUAUAUUCCUUUUGUCUGGAAUGUACCUGGCCAUCAGGUCCACCGAGUUGUCUACUGCCCACUGAUGUAACUAGACGUUAUUGGAUGAAGUUGGUGAGACACCAGUCCCCCCCCUGCUUGUUCACGUGAGCUACUAUCAUUGUGGUCUGACAUCAGUAGAACAGAGUGCCCUGUCACCCUCUCCUGAAACUCCUAAAGUGCUAGAAAAGCUGUCUUCAUCUCUAGCACAUUGAUGUGCAGUUGACUGUCCUGCUGACUCCACUCCCCGGAGGUCAGUAGGUCCUCUAGAUAAGUCCCCACCCUUCAGAAGAAGCACCUGAGAACAGGAAAGUUCUGGAGGGGUUGAAUUGAGGGACAUCCCUACUGUUAGAUUGUUGUCAUCCAACCCCUGCCACAGUAGAUCACUUCUAACCUGUGAGGACAAAGGGACCUGGAUGUGAGGGGAAUCUCUUGCUGGAGACCUAGACUCCUUUAGUCUCCACUGUCACGGUUGUAUGGGCAGGUAGCUUUAAGGAAUGAGUUUCGCCUGAGAAGUCAACAGGCCUAGAACAUCCUGCCGCUGUUCCGCUAGUAUUGAUCGUUCAGACAGAAAGUAAGAGCUACUGUCCUGAACUUCUCAUUCCUCUGCUCUGAUAGAAAAACACUCAACGUAGCAGAGUCUAUCACUUUUUCCAGGUUAAGAAUCUUCUGACUCGGGAUUAGAUUUGACUUUUCCAGAUUUACCACAAAGCCUAAGCUUUUCCUUGGAACUCGCUAAGACCAGCCAGUCGUCAAGAGAUCUUAGAAGUCUGAUCCCCUGAGAGUGAGCCCAUGCCAACACCAAAGCUAAUAUUCUUGUGAACACCUGCGGAGACGUCAAACUGAAUCAAAGAACCUUGAAUUGGAACACCUUUUCCCCAAGAAUGGAGUGAAGAAACUUCCGAGAAAGGAUGCAUGGGGAUCUGGAAGUAGGUGUCCUUCAAGUGUAAAGUCAGAUAAAGUUGUUGUCCCUGACUUUGCAUAGACUGUUUGUGGAGUCUCGAUUUUGAACUUUGUCUUCCUGACUAAAAACAUGUUCAACAUUGACAGAUCUAUGAUUGUCCUCCAAUCACCAUUGGCCUUUGUAACCAGAAAUAUUCGGCUGUAGAAACCUGGCGAAGGAUGCUUUACUUGCAGCACUAGGUGUUUUUGAGAUUUUUAAUUGUAAGACAGGUGCAGGAAAGGGUGAUGUGAAAGAGGAGAAGUGAAGUCGAAUGGGAGUAGAUAAUCUAUCUGAAGGACAUCUACUAUCUACAGUUCUGCCCCAUUAAGUCUGCCACAUGGCCCAGUGGCUCACCAGACAUCCCCCAACUGGUGGCAAUGAGUGGGGAGAGGCAGCUGCUCUAAAAGGGCCAUUGUUGAGCAGGCUUCUUCAUUAAAAGAGACCAAUUGAGAAGGUUCAGGUGCAGGAGCUGAUCUCACAGUCUUCUUCUGUUUAGGUUGUUUGGUGUCUCCUGACAUUAGGUCUAGUCGCAGCAGAUUUACUUCCUGCCUGCUGUACUAGAUUAUCAUUCGUAUCUGUCCUACAUCUGUCUGUGGCCACCUCCAACGUAUCCUUCAGCAACAGCAGUUGAUACUUGAGAUAUCACCAUUCCUUAGAGACAAUAAGGACUCUACAUCUAAUGUCUGGGCCACCUUGGGUAGGGCUGCAUCCCUUCUCAUCAAAAGAAUAUUUGCCCAUACAUUCACACUCAGAUUUCUUAUGUAUGAGAUGGCCUUAGACCCAGGUUGAAGGGCCUUAGACCCAGGUUGAAGCAAUCUAAUAAAAACUGUCUCAUCCACCGAACUCCUUGUCAAAGCUUGCAAAAGUAAUUUUGGCCACAGCUGUAGACCAUAAAUCCAACCAAGAUGCUGUCUGGAAGAUUGAAGUUGUCAUCAUCUCUAAAGUAGCCGCUUCUUGACUUGUUAAGAGAGGAACUUACUAUCCUAACAUGAUAAAAAAAUGGGCUCUAGAUUAAUAUACCUUCUAAGUAGUAGAACAAUAGGUGUCAUAUAAUAUCUCCUAUGAUGAAGAAGAGAAUCUGGAAGAAACUUGAAGAUCUGUUCGACCUUAACAAGUUAUCCCAGUUCGCAAUCAACAAAUUCACCUGCCGAAGAACUUAAUCCACAUGACGGGAGCAUGGCAACUCAAAGGAAGUCUUAACCUCCUUCUUAGGUACUAAGCAGCACUUUAAUACCUAUAGGAGUGAUUGUGGAAGGAGUUUCAGUCCUCUUAGAGGUUAUUGCACUGACGAAUUAGAUUUUUAACUUCUGCAUUAAAGGAAAGGAAUCCUGGUUAUCCAAAUCCUCCACUUCAUGUGGGUGACCAGCCUAAGUGGAGGGCACAGGAAGAUCUUGAAGACUCUCUUUGGAGACUCGCUCUGGGCAACAAAGAAUCUCCCUCUCACGGUGAAUGUGAAUCUUCCCAUAACCUGGUCGUGUCACGUCCACGGGCCGGGAAGACUAAUGUCGGUCAUGGUCCCUGCUCCCCAAUCCUGAACAUUUGAUUCUCCCAUGUCCAACUGUUCCACUGGAUUGACGGUCCAGUGGACAACUACUAAUACCAUCCCCUGUAAGCCUAGAAACAGCAUGGACAAUCACCACUGCAUGGAUGUUAUCAGAAGAAUCUGUAACCUGGGAUUCCUUGAUUAGAGCUUGACAUCCUUCCUCUAAACUUCUAACAGGCUGAACAGGUGAUACAGGUACUACAUCACAUUCCAUGUUAGCAAGAGGCCUUCCACAUAUGUCCAUAUGGAAUUUGUAGAUGCCCCAACAUCAUCCACAGCAGUAAAGUCACAAUCCAGAGCCUUCUGAGGAUGAAUGGACAUGGGCGAACCAUGUCCAUGAGCAACUGACAACUUCAGAGCCACUGCCGAUUAUGGAACAUAUCUCUUGACUGGGAUGUGACUAUCCUGGUUCAAAGAAGAAGAAAUAGUCCUUUUCUUGGCACUAGGAUCAGACACAAAGUCCCCCAUUCUCCAAUGCUUGACUGGAGGCCAUACGGGGGAAAUGGACAACUGCGACGAUGACGAAGAGGAAAAAGAAGAGAUUGAUGCAGAAGGUACACUUCUCUUCUUCUUAUAAGCACAAUUACACUCUUCAAUCACCAAAUCCAGUCUUUCUAACACCGUCUUGACUAGGAAAUCCGCAGACACGGUAGUUGAGGACAUCCUUGUAUUGGCAGGCUGUAGCAUCACUAACGUAGGCAAAGCUGAUGGUGACGUCACUAGCAGAUAAAUCAAGAGAGAUGAUGUUGGUACUACUGUCGGCAAGACAAUAGCGACCUUAAACAAUGCACCGUUGGUACCAUGGUACCAUCUGCAUCCCACUUGAUGUCACAGCAUGAGACCCAAUAUAGUGGAGGCCCGGGGGAGUAGGGACAGCCAUGGUAGAUGGUACUGGGUAGUGUGAAGCCAAGCAGUGGGACAUACUCCUGAUAGGCCUAGCGAUGCCCAAACACUUGCCAUCUAUGCAUCACAGGCUGGAAUGAGAGACAAAAUGGUGAUCCCCCUCCUGAUACAUCCCUCGAUAAUUUGUUGGAAGAACAGGGAGGGUUAGCCUCAAGAGGGGACUCAACAAAACAUGAAGGAGACCCUUCUUGGAGAACCUCUUCUACUACCUAGUGACCAAGAACAUUCUGAAUAAGGAUCCAUAUUCAUGGAAGCUAGGAAGUGUGAACAAGGGAAACCACCUACACCGGGGCAUAACCUCUGAGGUUUCCUGGAUUUAGUGGUCGAGCUUGUAGAAGGGUUAAGGAAAUCUGUGAUAACUCAAUUGUUUAUCACACGCACAUAAAACCCACGAAGCACAGAAAGAAACACGGGUAAACAAAGAACCAGCUUUAGGAGGAGAGAGCGAACAAGACGUCAUCACUCAAAAGGUAGUAAUUAGAAAACUGAGAUGUCACAAGGCCCAACUUCGGUCGGUGGCUGUUCCACCUAACUCAUGACAGGGGAUAGAUGCCACCAGUUCCUUGCAUAUACAAUUGUAUCAAAUUUUUUACCGGUUUACAGCUGGCACUAGAAGAUUUAUCUUAAUAUUAAGCUCCCUUGUUUGUUCUGUGUAUGAACAACUCUCAUAUAGUUCUGAUAGUUUAUGGUUAUUACAUCAUAGUUAUAGUUAUAGUCGAAAGUAAAUGUUCAAAAUUUGUAAUACAGAUUUUUGUACUGAAAAACGAAGAUGGCAUUACUUUUACUCCAUGCUUAGAGAGGUAUCACACAUGAAUGAAUUACUUAUAAAAGCUACAUAAUUCAGUAUUUGAAUAAUUACAAACAUAUUAGCAUAUUCAUAAUAAUAAUAUAAUAUUACUGUGUAAUAUUACGGAAGGUAAAUAGCAAAGAAUAAGAAAAAAGAACCUAACUAACUAUAAAAGGGAGAUUAGUCAAUUAUGCGAUUUGCAGGAUGCUGCUCUCAUCACUAGUGCCAAAAACAGGUUUGCAGCCGAGGGGUUAAUAUUGUUCAUCUCAAUGUUGUUGUGUAAUAAAAUUAAAUAUAAAAUAUUAUAAUACUAAUUAGUUUUAAUAAUACAACACAUGACAACAAAAUCUGAUGCAAAAUUUUUAAAUAACAUUUUUAACAAUGUUACUUUGCUUAUCAUCUCCAAGUUUGCUAGUAUAGCACAAGUAAAUCUUUGUUAUUUUAACAUAUUUUGUUCCUAUAGGGAGGGGUGAACAUCCCACUCCACCAUUUUCCAUGAAGUCGAGGUGCCACAGUAUUAAAUAAUACAAAUUUUAAAUCUUAUGCAUAACAAUACUCUUCUACAACUGAAAGGCCAUACUACUACUAAUCCAUUACUAAUAACCAAUUUUGGAUGAAAUUCAUAUCAUAUAAUGUUGAUUUAUCUUAUCAAAUCAUUGUGAACCAUCACUGCAUUGUCAGGGACAUAGAGUUCUCAGCGUUCUACCUAAUCCUGACCAUGGAACACUUAAUAUGCAAUGACAUUCUAUACAAUCCAUUUUGUGACUACGUAAUAUAAAGAAGCCAUUAACAAAAAUAAGUAAUAUCUUUACCUUAUUUCUAGUAAUCUGAUAAACCAGUUUUUAUAAUUCUUUCAUUUCAAUAAUAACCAUAACUUUUACAUAUUACAAUUAAUACACUGUACAAUAUAUGCUAGCACCUUAAUUUCAAACAGCCCUUUUAUGUAUAAUCUCAAAAUAGCACAGCAUUUAUCAUUUUUUGUCAUUAUUUCACAUAUAGUACAUAUAUUAGCUGACUACAUUUUUCACUUUUAGAAUUAUAGAAACUUUCCAACAAUGCUCAAUGCUUCGCAGUUUUUAAGUCUGUACCAGUUUGUAUAAAUACAACACAAUCUUUCAAGUUUGUAUCUUUCUGUAUAAAAACAUCUCCAAAUGUGAAUACUGUAUAAAUGUGCCACAUUUAUGUGAAAAAUAAUGUUUUAUCAUCAAUAACUAUAAGACAAUGAAUCUUACAAGUAACGAAGAGCAAAAUAUAAACAAA